Lolium rigidum is the source of this 1296-nucleotide messenger RNA. RefSeq names its product dephospho-CoA kinase-like. The transcript has 5 exons. The record is from RefSeq and is a predicted model, not a curated record. The coding region runs from base 431 to 1123 and encodes 230 amino acids. Gene Ontology annotation, molecular function: ATP binding; dephospho-CoA kinase activity. Gene Ontology annotation, biological process: coenzyme A biosynthetic process. Lineage: Eukaryota; Viridiplantae; Streptophyta; Magnoliopsida; Poales; Poaceae.
AAAAGAAGUGGCCCUAACAGCGGCAGCCCCUCCUCCCCCCACUCUCUUCUCUGGUUCCCCUCCACGGAUCCAUCUCCCCUUUCGCCAUCCAAGUUCCCAACCCCCGAAAUAGCCGGCGACCAGGCGGUGCAGAGCUCGAACCUGGAGGCGUCGGCGAGCUCGGAGUAUAGCGACCCGAGGCGGUGCACGGAGAAGUACUUCGCCGUCGUCAAGGCAGCAGGUGCGGCGACUAGGGGAGGAGCAGUGCCUCGAUUACCGAGGGCACGAGCGAAAGGGAGCAGGCGAGCGGCGGGAGUCGGGGCCUGCUCGAGGCGGCGCUGGGGAGAUGGGUUCCAUGGGAAGGAACCCGAGCGAGUAGGCGGCGGCGCGGCGGGGAGGAGUCUUGCGGACCUCGGCGACGACGCCGCUUCCGUCGAAAGCCAUCGGCAAGAUGAGGUUGGUCGGCUUGACGGGCGGGAUCGCGUCGGGGAAGAGCACCGUGUCCAGCCUCUUCAAAUCCGCCGGCGUCCCUCUCGUCGACGCCGACAUCGUGGCUUGGAAUGUUGUGCAGAAAGGUACUGGAGGCUGGAAGAAGGUUGUGAAAGCUUUUGGGAAUGACAUUUUGUUGGAAAAUGGAGAAAUUGACAGAGCUCGCUUAGGUCAGAUUGUUUUCUCUGACCCAGUGAAACGAAAACUUCUAAACAGUCUUCUGGCACCAAAUAUUUCAUUUGGUAUAUUUUGGGAGAUACUAAAACUGUGGGCAAACGGAUGCACGGUUAUCGUUGUCGACAUCCCACUCUUGUUCGAGACAAAGAUGGACCGAUGGAUGAACCCUGUCGUUGUUGUAUGGGUGGAUCCCAAAACACAGAUGGAGAGGCUCAUGUCAAGAGACGGGUGCAGCGAAGAACAAGCUCAGAACCGGAUCAACGCGCAGCUUGCGCUGGACUGGAAGAAGUCCAAAGCCGACAUAGUGAUCAACAAUUCCGGCUCACUGGAUGACACGAAACAACAGUUCCAGGAAGUGCUGAAGCAAGUUUCAGGUCCAUUGACAUGGAAGGAGCGCUUGAUGUCAAGGGAUGGCUUUCUCUCUAUCGUUGUAUGCACAACAGCAGGGGUUUUACUUGCUCAGAAGAAUCUGCUAUGAUCUUCGUUAGAUGCUUAGGAUUUGACUAGGUUAAUUGGUUGAAAAUUGCGAAGUGUGGCUAGAGAUUGAACAUUAAACCAGCACGAUUAUAGUUGUGUUCAACAUUUUGGAUUCAUGCAGCUACUGCUGAAAUUUUGAGCACUGGAAUAAAUUUUGUAAGUGAUUGCUUGUGU